AUGGCCGACAUCUUCCUCCCGUUCCCGUCCCUGCCCUACAUCGCAGCCGCGUCGUCCUCCUGGCUGUCCUCGAUCACCGUCGCCUUGCUGCGCUUGGUACGCCGCUUCCGUCCACCCUUUGCUCCCCUAGCCGGCGACGGGGUCUCGUCCGGGCUCUGCGAAGGCCGGCGCUUCUGGGCGCGUUGCAGGCGCAUCACCUCGUACACCACCACUUCGGCGCUCCGUGUCGCUCAGGUGCUCCGGCAGGGUCAGCGCAGCCAGGAGCUGCUUGGCCCACUUCUCGUACAGCCGCUCUUCUUGCAGGCAGGAGUACGAGGCGUCCUGCUUCAGGAUCGACCACGUCACAUUGCUGUUCUGCCCGAUGCGCACUAG
Molecule: messenger RNA, 372 nt
Organism: Grosmannia clavigera kw1407
Lineage: Eukaryota; Fungi; Ascomycota; Sordariomycetes; Ophiostomatales; Ophiostomataceae
Exons: 2
Coding region: 1-372 (123 amino acids)
Source: RefSeq, a predicted model, not a curated record